AUGAGAGAAGAUAAUUUGCGAGUAUUACAUAUUAGCGAUUUACAUCUCGAUUCAAAAUAUACACCAGGUUCGGAAGCUAAUUGUAGCAGUGAGCUUUGUUGUCAUAUGAAACCCGAAUCAAACGGAUCAACAAUAACACAACCAUCCGGUUACUGGGGUACUCCUGCCGUAUGCGAUAUACCAUAUCGAACGGUAGAAAAUAUGUUACAAAAUAUUCAAAAACUUGGAAAGAUUGAUUAUAUAUUGGUCGGAGGUGAUUAUGAAUCACAUAUGGAUUGGACAUAUACCAAAGAGAAUCAUUUGGAAACAAUUCGAAAUCUUUCAACAGUUUUGCAUAAAUACUUUGAAAAUACACCAAUCUAUUGGACAUUGGGUAACCACGAAGGUGUUCCCGUUGAUAGUUUUGCACCGCAUUAUAUCCCGGAGAAGUAUCGUCCACAAUGGCUGUACGAUGAAUUGCAACAGUUAGAGGGACCGCUUCUUGAUAUGAAAUCAAUUGAAACUGUUAAAUACCGUGGCUCUUACAUAGUGCAACUCCAUCCAGGACUGAAACUUAUAUCAUUGAACAGCGGUUACUGCGAAACUUCCAACUUUUGGCUACGCAUUAACGAAACGGAUCCGGACGGUACUUUAAGUUGGCUGGUUGCGGAACUUAAACAAGCGGAACUUGAUGGUCAGUAUGUGCAUAUUCUAUCGCAUAUACCACCCGGUGAUGGUGAAUGUCUGGAAAGUUGGGCAAGAAACUAUUAUAAGAUUAUAGCAAG
Messenger RNA from Acanthocheilonema viteae, 764 nucleotides. The record is from the annotation of a GenBank genome assembly. NCBI's taxonomy places the organism in Eukaryota, Metazoa, Nematoda, Chromadorea, Rhabditida, Onchocercidae.